Molecule: messenger RNA, 1991 nt
Organism: Thamnophis sirtalis
Lineage: Eukaryota; Metazoa; Chordata; Lepidosauria; Squamata; Natricidae
Gene: SLC25A31
Product: solute carrier family 25 member 31
Biological process (GO): mitochondrial ATP transmembrane transport; negative regulation of mitochondrial outer membrane permeabilization involved in apoptotic signaling pathway; mitochondrial ADP transmembrane transport
Cellular component (GO): mitochondrial inner membrane
Molecular function (GO): ATP:ADP antiporter activity
Source: RefSeq, a predicted model, not a curated record
UUAUUUUGAUCAUUGUUUGUGUUUGGUUUGAAUAUAUAUAUUUAUAUUUUUGUAUUUUAUUAUGCUACAAACUAUUUUGACUCCUUUGGGGUCAAAUAUACAAAUGUCUCCAUAAAUAAAUAGUGAUAUUUCACACUAUAAUUGACACUCAAGUUAAUGCAAGCAUUCAAUGUGGGAGGGAACAGGAGUGGUGUUCUACAUUUUUCUUGCUGAAAUUAAUGUGAUAAGCUUCCCUUACACACACAUAUACAUACAUACAUACACACAUACAUAUAUAUAAUGUGAAAUGUGGAUGAAUACUGAAAAACCUUCGUAAUGGCUGCAUUAACUAAGGUGAAAGGUCUUUCUUCAGUCAAGCACUCACUUGCAGGCUUUCUUCCUUCAUUUUAGACCUCAGCUCACUAUUCUGAACUUGGCUCCAUCUUCAAAAGCCCCAACCUUUCUUUUAAAAGGAAAAGGCAGGACGGUUGCUGUGAUUGGGUGCUUCAGCAUUAUGUGGCUUGAGAAUGAAGUGGGGGAGGGGAGGGGAACUCCAUUAGCUCUUUCUGAGCAGUGACAGUUAGAAGUGUUGCCUGGUGCUGGGUGAUGCUGCUUGCAGGCCCUAGUUCCACCAACAUCUUUCUUUCUACCCAACUGUCAUCAUGCAGGCUGCUGAGGGGCAGCAGCUUUUCGACCCUAUCUCAUUUGGGAAGGACCUCAUGAUAGGUGGGGUGGCAGCUGCUAUUUCCAAAACAACAGUCGCACCCAUUGAGCGGGUGAAGCUCCUGCUCCAGGUUCAGGCCUCAUCCAAGCAGAUCCGUGCCGACCAGCAAUACAAAGGCAUGAUAGACUGCAUUGUACGCAUUCCUCGGGAGCAAGGAUUUCUCAGUUACUGGCGUGGCAAUCUUGCCAAUGUUAUUCGAUAUUUCCCAACUCAAGCCCUAAACUUUGCCUUUAAGGACAAAUACAAGCAGAUUUUCAUGGCUGGAGUUGAUAAAGAUACACAGUUUAUGAGAUGGUUCAUUUCAAAUCUGGCUGCUGGUGGAGCAGCUGGGGCUACUUCACUGUGUGUAGUAUAUCCAUUAGACUUUGCACGAACUCGAUUGGGUGCUGACAUUGGCAAAGGUCCCUCUGAGAGACAAUUCUCAGGUCUAGCUGACUGUAUUGGUAAAAUUGCUAGAAAAGAUGGAAUUACUGGUCUAUACCAAGGAUUUAGCGUUUCAGUACAGGGAAUUAUUGUAUAUCGAGCAUCUUAUUUUGGAUGUUAUGACACCAUAAAAGGAAUGCUACCAAAUCCGAAAGAAACCCCAUUCCUUUUAUCUUUUGCAAUUGCUCAAGUGGUGACAAUAUUUUCUGGGAUACUCUCCUAUCCAUUUGACACUGUCAGAAGACGCAUGAUGAUGCAGAGUGGAGAGGCCGAACGCCAAUAUAAAGGAACCAUUGACUGCUUUAUCAAGAUAUAUGGCCAGGAAGGAAUAAAAGCCUUUUUUCGUGGGGCUUUUUCAAAUGUUCUUCGUGGGACAGGUGGUGCCUUGGUGCUAGUCCUUUAUGACAAAAUCAAGGAAUUUCUUCAUAUUGAUCCUACAGUAGGCCAAGCAUCUGACUAAAACCACAUUUUACUUGCAUUGCACAUGUAGAGAUUGUUUUGAAUAUUAGUUUAUUAAUUAGUAUUCCACUUUGUAACAAGUCAGUAGUAUUUACUGUUAUGAUUUUAAAGCAAUUUAAAAGUUACAUUUACUUAGUUUUUACUUUCAAAAUGCUUUUGCCUAUUAUUUCCCUUUCCAGUCUUUUCUUUGAGUCGUUAUCUUUAUCUUCAAAAUCAAGAUUCCUGGAUUUCAUCUUGAAGAUAAGCAAUUCUUUGGGAGGAAAAGGGAGAGGGAAACACUGAAUUGCCUAGCCAAAGUUGUCUAUCAUAGUUGAUAACUGAGCUUGGAUUGGAAUCCAUUUUGGUCCGAGCCAAACCCAGUGGUUUACAUUGGAGUUUAAACAUUUUUAUUAGUAAGAAAUAAGAG